This is a messenger RNA of Morus notabilis, 927 nucleotides long. Its product is annotated as histone acetyltransferase KAT6B. Bases 155 to 913 code for a protein of 252 amino acids. NCBI's taxonomy places the organism in Eukaryota, Viridiplantae, Streptophyta, Magnoliopsida, Rosales, Moraceae. The record is from RefSeq and is a predicted model, not a curated record. The transcript has a single exon.
CCAUCUAUAUAAUCCUCGCCAUUUCCAGUCUUCUCCCUCCCACAAAAUAACUAGAUCUGAUUCGAAAAAACCAGCCCACCUUUCUGUUCGUCAAAAUUCGCCUAAGAAAAUUCUCAAAUCCCUAACCCUAAUCCUUCAUCUCUUACCAGCAAAAAUGAUGGUUUCUCUAGGCCCCGGAAAAUUCUACGGCACCAGCCUUCCCCGCCCUCGGUUCUACACCGACGUGAAGUUCAACGACGAGCGGGUCGACCCGCCCACGCCGGUCCUCGACCCGCUCCUCUCCUGGGCCAACGAGGCUCACUGGUCCAUGGGCGGCCUUAGCUUCAAGCGCCUCCGGUUCCAGGGACGCAUAGAAGGCAGCGUCAGUAAGCUCCGUGCCGAGCGCGAGAAGCUCGAGAGGAAGAGGAAGAAGGAAGGGAAACAAACAGCCGGAUCUUCCUCCAACGGGUCGGAUCUUGUCGGGUCCGAGCGCAAGAUGGUUGAUUCCGACGAAGAUUCGCCUCCUCCGGCUCCGAUCGCGACGAAGCGGAGGAGGUUCAUGGAUUUGAUCGACGAGGAUGAGGAGGACGACGCGGAAGAGGAAGAGGAAGAGGAGAAGAUCAGGAGUCUUAGGGUUCGGAGGAGGCGGCUGGUGAAGAAGCUCGGGGACGAUUUCGAUCGGGUAGCGCCAGAGAAUGAGAAGGCUGAUCGGAGUCCGUCCAAGAGCUUGGGCAACGGAUCGAGGACUCGGCGUCGGAUUCUGGAGGACAACGAAGCUAUUGAGACUGUGAUGAAUGUGGUUGAGGAGGUAAAUAAGAUGAAUUCUAUGGGCAAGAAAUCGAAGGGGUCCGGAAACAAGGGAAAAGCCGCCGGAGGGAGCGAGUCUCCUCCGGCGAGGGUCAGGACUUCGCUGAGAUUGGCGAAGCGCCAUUGAAGUUUCGAGAUGAA